AUGCAAUCAUACGCUGCUGUUAUCCUAGACAUUGAAGGAACCACGACUCCAAUUUCUUUUGUACAUGAUACUCUGUUCCCAUACGUUACAAAUAACAUUGAAAAUUUUUUAAAAGAGAACUGGGAUAGACCGGAAUUAAACGAGCAAAUCGAUCUCCUGAGAAAUCAGGCUUCCAUUGAUGUGAAAGAUGGUAUUCCGGAUGCGAAACUGAUUCCAGAUAAGAAUGCUGAUAUCAGUUCCUCAGAAGAUAUGCAAGCAGCAGUGAUUUACAAUAUUAAAUGGCAAAUGAAACAGGAUCGUAAGAUCGGAGCCUUGAAAUCAUUCCAGGGUUAUAUGUGGAAGAGUGGAUAUCAAACAGGAGACCUGAAAGGAAUUAUUUAUGACGACGUUGUUGAAGCGUUUCAUAAAUGGAAACAUAUGGGUUGCAAAAUCUACAUCUACUCAUCAGGAAGUGUACAAGCACAGAAGUUAUUGUUUAGCCAUUCAAACCAAGGUAAUCUUCUAGAGUAUAUUUCUGGUCAUUUUGACACUAAUAUUGGACCCAAAAUCAAAAAUGAGAGUUAUAUGAAUAUUGCAAAAUCCAUUGGAGAACAAACAAAGGACAUCAUCUUUCUUACUGAUAGUGCCCAAGAGGCUGUUGCAGCUGAAGCGGCUGGGCUACAAGUAGUCAUCGUAGUGCGACCAGGGAAUGCGUCAUUGCCGUCUUAUAUUACUGAGAAUGCAAAUAUUAAAAUAAUUGAUAAUUUUCUCUCAUUGUUCAACGAGUGA
Messenger RNA from Paraglomus occultum, 768 nucleotides. The record is from the annotation of a GenBank genome assembly. Lineage: Eukaryota; Fungi; Glomeromycota; Glomeromycetes; Paraglomerales; Paraglomeraceae.